AUGUUACCAUUUAGUCCCCAAAACGAACAACUAAUAUCAUGGGCAAAAUAUAUAAUGGUGGCAGCCGGGUAUUGGAAUUUACCAAUCAGUUACAACUUCUUUAUAAACAGAGCAUUUAAUGUUUACUCACUAAUAAUGCGAUCAAGUAUAUUUUUGUUUUGGCUGUCUCUGAUUGCUGAACUUAUUAGACUGAUAAUUUAUGAAUAUGAGCAAGAAAUUAUAAUAACAAGUUUCAGUGUUGUGGUCAAUGCAACAAAAAUUAUCAGUAAGAUUAUAAUUUUUACCAAAAAUAACAUCCAGGAUUUAUACAUAGAUGUUAUUGCUAAAGAAGGAGAGAUAUGGAAAGAGAAUAAUAAAAAAGUUAUAAAAAUGUAUAAAAGUAAGAUCAGAACCUGCAGGUUUUAUGUUGUUUGGAUGGUUACAACUACAAGUGGGACGAUUGCUUUUCUAGAGUAUUCAGGUGGUGCAAAGGUAUUUGAACUAAUAAAGCAUAACAAACUCUACAAUGAAACGUUGGAGCCUCACGUUAUGUAUCAGACCAUUAUACCGUUAAAUAAAUUAAACCAUGUUUACUGGUUGUUUUUUACUCAAGCACUUUGGUCUUGGGUUGGAUUUGUCUUCAAUAGCUUGACACACUUAGCAUUUGUCGUCUUGCUUGUUUACGCGGCCGCUCAAUUGGAGCGCUUACAAAUUAAAUUCAGAGAUUUUAUUGAGCAUGAUUUUGAUGAUGAUGAGGGCGACAGGGAGCUGAAAGUGAAAGAAAAAAUUACUAUUUUGAAGACUUUGAUUCGGGAGCAUCAGUAUAUUAUUGGGUUUGUUCAACGUCUGAACAGCUGUGUGAAGUAUGUCAUCCUAAUUGAAUACAUCCUUGCAUCUAUGGAUAUGGCCUCCGUAUCUGUUAAUCUUAUUAAAAUGGACCUUAACGAGCUAGGGUGGCUUCUAUCUUUCUUACUUCUUUUAAUGAUUCAAUUAUUUUUACUCGGAUGGACAUGCAAUGAACUAAAAUAUCAGAGUGAACAAAUUGCGGAUGCCCUUUUUGAUAGCAACUGGUACCUAUUAAAUAAAGAAGCAAAUCAGCUUACUCAAACUAUUAUUGCUAGAGCCCAAAGACCAUUAUUAAUGACCAUAGGGCCCUUUGGACCAAUGACGAUCAGAUCUGUAUUUCUGGUUAUUAGAGCUGCCUAUUCUUAUGUCAGCGUAAUGAUAAAAUAA
Molecule: messenger RNA, 1212 nt
Organism: Anthonomus grandis grandis
Lineage: Eukaryota; Metazoa; Arthropoda; Insecta; Coleoptera; Curculionidae
Product: putative odorant receptor 92a
Exons: 6
Coding region: 1-1212 (403 amino acids)
Biological process (GO): detection of chemical stimulus involved in sensory perception of smell; sensory perception of smell
Cellular component (GO): plasma membrane
Molecular function (GO): olfactory receptor activity; odorant binding
Source: RefSeq, a predicted model, not a curated record